This is a messenger RNA of Lampris incognitus (smalleye Pacific opah), 2685 nucleotides long. RefSeq names its product glutamate receptor, metabotropic 2a (gene grm2a). Gene Ontology annotation, molecular function: group II metabotropic glutamate receptor activity. Gene Ontology annotation, cellular component: membrane. NCBI's taxonomy places the organism in Eukaryota, Metazoa, Chordata, Actinopteri, Lampriformes, Lampridae. Gene Ontology annotation, biological process: G protein-coupled glutamate receptor signaling pathway; regulation of synaptic transmission, glutamatergic. The record is from RefSeq and is a predicted model, not a curated record.
AUGUCAUUGGGGAAGUCCCCUGGGUUGGGGGUGCGCCCCGUACCCCGACCCCGACCUCUCCUGCUGUCUCACCUCGGCCUGCUGUGCGUGUGUCUGUCCCUCUUCACCCAUGCCACCCAGGGCUUGCCCAUGGUGGGGUACAACACGGACUCCAAGAGGGAGAUCAAGGUAGAAGGAGACCUGAUGAUUGGCGGGCUGUUCCCUGUGCACCAGAAGGGCGAGGGCACGGAGGACUGCGGGAAGAUCAACGCUCAGAGAGGCAUCCAGAGACUGGAGGCUAUGCUGCUGGCCCUGGAUGAGAUCAACAAGGAUGAGCACAUCCUGCCUGGGAUCAGAUUGGGGGCUCACAUCCUGGACACCUGCUCGAAGGACACUUACGCGUUGGAGCAGUCGCUGGAGUUUGUCAGGGCCUCCCUGACCAAAGUGGAUGACAGUGAGUACACCUGCCCCGAUGGCUCCUACGCCAUCCACGACGACGUUCUGGCCAUCUCAGGAGUGAUCGGGGGCUCCUACAGUGACGUGUCCAUUCAGGUCGCCAACCUGCUCCGCCUAUUCCAGAUCCCUCAGAUCAGCUAUGCCUCCACCAGUGCCAAGCUCAGCGAUAAGACCCGCUACGACUACUUCGCCCGUACCGUGCCCCCCGACUUCUACCAGGCCAAGGCCAUGGCCGAGAUCCUGCGCUACUUCAACUGGACCUACGUGUCGACAGUGGCGUCAGAGGGCGACUAUGGCGAGACGGGCAUCGACGCCUUCCAACAGGAGGCCCGCGCCCGUCAUAUCUGCAUCGCCACCUCUGCCAAGGUGAGCCGCUCCAUGAGCCGCUGGAGUUACGAGAAUGUGAUUCGCUCCCUGCAACAGAAGUCCAACGCCAAGGUGGUCAUCCUUUUCACGCGCAGCGAAGAUGCCCGCGAGCUGCUGGUGGCGGCCAACCGGAUGAACGUCACCUUCACCUGGGUAGCCAGUGACGGCUGGGGAGCCCAGGAGAGUGUGGUGAGGGGCAGUGAGGCCGUGGCAGACGGGGCCUUCACCAUUGAGCUGGCAUCCUACCAAAUUAUCCAGUUCAACGAGUACUUCACUGGCCUGCACCCAUACAACAAUACAAGGAACCCGUGGUUCAGAGAGUUCUGGGAGAACCAGUUCCAGUGCAGCCUCCAUGACCUGGGCUGUGGCAAACACUCGCUGCGGGAAGUCCCUUUUGAGCCAGAGAGCAAGAUCAUGUUCGUGGUUAAUGCCGUCUAUGCAAUGGCUGCCGCUUUGCACAACAUGAGGCAGGCACUGUGUCCCAACUCCACCAAGGUCUGUGACGCUCUCAAACCAGGCAAUGGUAGGAAAUUUUACAGGGACUACAUUCUCAAGGUCAAGCUCGAUGCACCCUUUCGGCCAGCAGACACAGACAAUGUUGUUCGCUUUGAUGCCUUUGGAGACAGUCUCGGUCGCUACAACAUUUUCCAUUACCACAAAGAGGGCGGACGCUACGUCUACCGCAAGGUGGGCUACUGGGCUCAGAGCCUGAGCCUUAACACCAGCCGGAUCCAUUGGAUGGGCCAAGCUGCACCCACCUCCCAGUGCAGCGACCCCUGCAGGAAGAACGAGGUGAAGAGCAUGCAGCCCGGCGAUGUGUGUUGUUGGAUCUGUAUCCCCUGUCAGUCCUACCAGUACCUGCAAGAUGAGUUCACCUGCGCUGACUGCAGCUUCGGUCAGUGGCCUCUGGCCAACCUGACAGGCUGCUACAACCUGCCAGAGGAGUACAUCCGGUGGGAAGAUGCAUGGGCUAUUGGCCCCGUUACCAUAUCCUGCCUGGGUAUAAUGUGUACGCUCUUCAUCAUCGGCCUCUUUCUCAAGCACAACGAGACACCCGUGGUGAAGGCCAGCGGACGUGAGCUCUCCUACAUCCUCCUGCUGGGGGUGCUGAUGUGCUAUAGCAUGACCUUCAUCUACAUCGCUAAGCCCUCCACGGCGGUGUGCACACUCCGCCGGCUAGGACUGGGCACAUCUUUUGCCGUGUGCUACUCAGCCCUGCUGACCAAGACCAACCGUAUUGCUCGCAUAUUCAGCGGCGUGAAGGACGGAGCCCAGAGGCCCCGGUUCAUCAGCCCCGCCUCCCAGGUUGCAAUCUGCAGUGCUCUGAUCUCAUGCCAGCUGGUAGUGGUGGUGGUCUGGCUCCUGGUGGAGACCCCGGGGGUCAGGAAGGAAGUAGGCCCGGAGAGGAGAGAUGUGGUCACCCUCAAGUGUAACAGCAAGGACUCCAGCAUGCUCAUGUCCCUCACCUACAACUGCAUCCUCAUUAUUCUCUGCACCGUCUACGCCUUUAAGACCCGCAAGUGCCCGGAGAACUUCAAUGAGGCAAAGUUCAUCGGGUUCACCAUGUACACCACCUGCAUCAUCUGGUUGGCCUUCCAGCCGAUCUUCUAUGUCACCGCCAGUGACUACAGGGUGCAGACCACCACCAUGUGUAUCUCUGUCAGUCUGAGUGGGUCGGUGGUGCUGGGCUGCCUUUUUGCUCCUAAGGUCCACAUCAUCCUGUUCCAGCCCCAGAAGAAUGUCAGCACGCUGAGGGUGGCCACCACUCGCUUCAGUGUCACCACUGGCCCCGGCUCCAGUUUCUCUCAAGUAUCAGCCUCCAACGUUGUUCCAACAGUGUGUAAUGGGCGGGAGGUGGUGGAUUCCACAACUUCGUCCUUGUGA